Periconia digitata is the source of this 783-nucleotide messenger RNA. Lineage: Eukaryota; Fungi; Ascomycota; Dothideomycetes; Pleosporales; Periconiaceae. The record is from the annotation of a GenBank genome assembly.
CAUCAAUUCCGGCUCGUCACCAUGUCGCGGCGGUACGAUUCAAGGACGACCAUCUUCUCGCCCGAAGGACGUCUCUACCAGGUCGAAUAUGCCCUCGAGGCCAUCUCGCACGCCGGAACCGCUCUAGGCAUCCUCGCCCAAGAUGGCAUUGUGCUCGCCGCCGAGCGGAAGGUCACCAGCAAGCUGCUCGAGCAGGAUACGUCGGCUGAGAAGCUAUACAUCCUCAACGACAACAUGAUCUGCGCUGUCGCCGGAAUGACCGCUGAUGCCAACAUCCUCAUCAACUACGCCCGCCAGGCUGCCCAGCGCUACCUGCUCACCUAUGACGAGGACAUUCCCUGCGAACAGCUCGUACGCCGCCUGUGCGAUCUCAAGCAGGGCUACACCCAGCACGGUGGUCUCCGUCCUUUCGGUGUGUCAUUCAUCUACGCAGGGUGGGAUCCCCAGAGGCAGUUCCAGCUCUUCCAGAGCAAUCCUAGUGGCAACUACGGUGGCUGGAAGGCGACGAGUGUGGGCGCCAACAACGCUUCCGCUCAAGCUCUGCUGAAGCAAGACUACAAGGAGGAAUGCGAUUUGAAGGAGGCUUGUGGUCUGGCUGUAAAGGUGCUCAGUAAGACGAUGGACUCCACCAAAUUGAGUAGCGAGAAAAUUGAAUUCGCCACCGUAGGCCGGACGAAAGCUGGAAAGAUCUACCACCACCUGUGGGGAGCUGAUGAGAUUGAUGCCCUGCUUAGGGAGCAUGGUCUGGCUAAAGCAGAGGACACUGAGAUGAGCGAGCUAUAA